Messenger RNA from Hypomesus transpacificus, 1641 nucleotides. RefSeq names its product transcription factor 7-like 1-B. The transcript is spliced from 3 exons. The record is from RefSeq and is a predicted model, not a curated record. Lineage: Eukaryota; Metazoa; Chordata; Actinopteri; Osmeriformes; Osmeridae. Gene Ontology annotation, biological process: canonical Wnt signaling pathway; generation of neurons; regulation of transcription by RNA polymerase II. Gene Ontology annotation, molecular function: RNA polymerase II cis-regulatory region sequence-specific DNA binding; DNA-binding transcription factor activity, RNA polymerase II-specific. Gene Ontology annotation, cellular component: beta-catenin-TCF complex. The coding region runs from base 700 to 1182 and encodes 160 amino acids.
UAGUUUUGGAGCGCAUUCACCGUCAGCUAAUCUGGAGGGAGCGAGCACAUUUCGAUCAACCAGAAAAUACUGUUAUUUUGUGGCGGGUAUACUUUGACAGCUGAGAAACCAAGACAUUCAAUCGCAUUGUAAACUUUGAAAAGUAAGCAAAUAGUAUUUGUCGAAACUACGAACAAACUUUAUCUUGCUUCGACUCGUGCGUAAAACAAAUAGAUACAACUCAUUUUUUCCCGAAGAAGUAAAGCUGUUUACUUAUGCAUAAUGUUAGGUGAAAUCGGACGUCACCAUUGAAAUUCAAUCGUUCAGUUUUCAAUUGCUUUUUAGCUUCCCAGGAGGACUGGUGGACUCGCAUUCUUCAGCACCAUACGGAGAGACAGGGCUACAAGUAACUCACUGUGAAGAGUGGAGAAGAAACUUUGUGAAGUCGCCUUAUCCAGCUGUCGGCGCCUUAUUUGAUUCAUUUUUUAAUUUGUGGAUUAUUGGAGAAAUUAUCAUCAUGGAAAAGUGGGAUAUAAUUCAUUGUAUCAAAAUGGAGAUUUGAAAACGUGGCAUUGUUUGUAUACGGCCGUUGUUCAGUUUAUUUCAGUCUGUGAACUGGAGUAGGCUAAGGACAACGUUUCUUCCUUAGAGAACGGACUGUACGAGUGAUCACAUAUUAUUCUUGUAGCUUCAUAGUUGGGGACAGUUGCAUUAGCAAACAUGCCACAGCUCAAUGGAGGCGGGGGGGAUGACCUGGGGGCAAAUGAUGAAAUGAUACCUUUCAAAGACGAGGGCGAGCAAGAGGAGAAAAUUUCAGAAAAUGUAUCCGCAGAACGGGAUUUGGAUGAUGUUAAAUCUUCUUUAGUGAACGAAUCGGAAAACAACAGCAGCUCUUCAGACUCAGAGCAAGCAGAGAGGCGUCCACUACCAAGACCAGAUUUAGAAAGUUACGAGAAAACCAGAGAUUACUUCAGCGAAGCACUAAGAAGACAGCAAGAUGGUGGCUUUUUCAAAAGCCCUCAUUAUCCUGGCUACCCAUUUCUAAUGAUCCCUGAUCUUACCAACCACUACAUUUCCAAUGGCUCCCUGUCGCCGAGUGCGAGAACGGUGAGUGUCCGCCACAAACCGAGGCCACAAUGUAACAACUGCGUUACGAUGCGGACAGGUCCACUGCCAUACUCCGAUGGCAUGCGUAAAAGUUAGUUCUGCACAAGUACACCGCCAUAUUCCUCCCGAGCGGCUCCUCAAGGAGUAAACCACUUCUUUGUUCUUUAGGGACUUUUCUUAUGUCAGUCUUCAAAAACUAUAUAACCAUAACACAUACUAAACUCGAUACCCUUUUUAGGCUAUAUCAUUUAGAAAGGCAAUAGAAGAGUUGAUCAGUCAGAAGUGGCUUUGGUUUUGUAUGAUUAUUAUUUUUUUUAAGUGUAAUUGAAAAACAAUUUAUUGCUAGAUUUUCUUUCGUGGCAAUUGUGUUGGUUGAAUGUAUAGUAACAUUGUCUUAAUCUGGGAAGAUAUCUUCACUGUGCUGUAUUAGGAUAUAAUUCUGAUAAUAAAUUCUGGAUUUGUAAGUGACGUUUUUCAACAUUUUGUGUAAUUUACACUUGGUUUAUUUUCCUAAUUAGCUAUGUAGGUUAAUAACAAGCAAUGAAAUGUCAAUGA